AUGACAUAUCUCUUUUCUAAUGUUUCGCUGUCUUUCAUUUAGAAGAGGAAAACAACUGAUUCUUAAAAUUCUAAAAUUGAAAUUAAAUGGCUUUCAAAAGGCACCCACAAGUUGGCUAAAUCGUGCAUAUUUCUGAGAUCAAAGAGCUUAAUUUUAGAGUAGCUAUCACCUAAUAAGCAGUAUGAUGUGUUUUCAUUGACAGUGACAUCCUUGAAAGCUUAUUAAAUUGCUAAAUUGUUAGAAUUUUAAUAUUCAGGAUAAAGAUCUCCAUCUUUUUUAAGAAUAUUAUCAAUAUGGAAACUGUAAAUGUCUCCGUAUUUAUCUGUUACAAAAUGA
Tetrahymena thermophila SB210 is the source of this 336-nucleotide messenger RNA. RefSeq lists its product as hypothetical. NCBI's taxonomy places the organism in Eukaryota, Ciliophora, Oligohymenophorea, Hymenostomatida, Tetrahymenidae. The record is from RefSeq and is a predicted model, not a curated record. The transcript has a single exon.